Molecule: messenger RNA, 2613 nt
Organism: Moesziomyces antarcticus
Lineage: Eukaryota; Fungi; Basidiomycota; Ustilaginomycetes; Ustilaginales; Ustilaginaceae
Exons: 1
Coding region: 1-2613 (870 amino acids)
Source: RefSeq, a predicted model, not a curated record
AUGGCCGCUGUCGCGCCCGCCACCUCGCUCCUCAACUCCUACGCGAGUCCACCCAACGCCGAUGCCAGCAUGUCCAACACCCGCAAGAUCUUCGGCCGCUCUCGCAAGCAUGCACAACCGAGCAACACCCAGCUCAAUACGGCCUCCUACGAUAUGACCGACGAAAAGGUGUUUAGCAGCCACGACUCCAAUCUCUCCACCUCGGCGCUCAGCUCCGCCAGCACCGCGUCGCGCACCUCGCGCUUCUUUCGUCGAUUCGCACGUCGUAAACCCCCGCCGGUGCCGUCGCUCCCGCCUGCGCUCGUGCUCGAUCUCGACGCAGGCACCGCCGCACCGCGCGCUUCGGACACCGCAAACCCCAUCGUCACGCGCCGUUCCGACGCAGCAGGCCAGCCUAGCGCCGCCGCAGCCAUCAUCGCCGAGUCCAACGCAGCCUAUGCUGCGGCCGAGACGCGGCCCAAGCCAAAGGGUCUGCAGCGCAAACGCAUGCUCGACGCCAUGGCCAACGCCAGGCUCGACGUUCACAACGCCCGGGAUCUCGUGCGCAUGUGUGGCGUCCACAUCCGCGAGCGCGGUCUCGACACCCCGGGCCUCUUUAGGCCGUUUCGCAUCGCCGAAUCGCACGACCAGCUGCUCCACAUGAUCCAGCUCUUCCUCCUCUCCGUCGACCCGUCCACCUACAUGGCUGUCUUUCCCAUCCUCCCCGACAACGCCCUCGAUAGUUUCGGUCGCAACGCCCCCGCACCCGCCGCGGACCACCACGCCAAGGCGAGCGUGGCGCGCGACGAGCUCGACAAGGAGCUGCGCUACGCUGCGCCACACGACGUCGUCGCCGUCAUGAAGUGGGGACUGCGACAUUUGCGGUUGCGCUGCGCGGACUUUGACUCCAAGGACGCCGACGAGUGGUACGAGGUCUUUGCGGCUGCCGAGCGCGCAGCUGCGUACCCGGCACGCGCAAUUGCCGACCUGCUCCAUCCCAAGCUGCCCAUCGCCACCGCAGAGCUGCUCAGCGAGACGCUCGACCUCAUGGCGUCCGUAGCCGCCCACUCGAGCACCAACCACAUGCCUGCCGCUCAGAUCUGCAAGGUGCUUGGGUUCUGGCUCUUUGGCCGCAUCGGCGUCGCGCAUCCGCCACCCACCGUUGACGAGCUUGUCGACGCCGUGAAUCGCGCCGCGGGCGUCGCGGAGCAUCUGCUGCUUGCGCACAUUCGCUCCCAGGCCGCCGUCACUUUCUCCAUGCCGCUCAGGCUGACCGAGCUCGUGCAGAGCUAUCCGCACGUGCGCCCGGGCGCGCAGUGUCCUUCGCUGCCAGCGGUGUUUGCGGCGCGCGCCGUGCCCACGCUGCGCAUCGACCUACGAUCGGACAACAUGGUGGUGUCGCAGUCCAAGCCGCGCACGCCUUCGGCUACGCUCGCAGACGCGCUCGAUGCACAGGCGGCCUAUACGAUCCAGGGCGAGCACGGAGAGCUGUGGGCAGCGGUCAUGAUGCAGCUCGACCACCAGGACGCCAGCACCAAUGCGAGCCGGCUGCUCAUCGAUGAGCAUGUGCGCAUCCUAGGUCUGGUGGACAAGGAGCUGGCCGUGGGCGAGGAGGAUACUAAUGCGAGCCUUGCGAGUGCUGCUGCCGCAGCAGCCACACCGCACGCCGUCCUGGCCGACGAUAAGAAAGUCGAAGCCCAGAUUAAGGCGGCCCGGAGGCGGUCGCAGUCGCUGUCGGAUCUGCGCACCAACCUGGGCAUGGUGGGGGUGGCGCAGCUGGCGCCGCUGCCUGAGAACGUGCCGCGCAGCAGCACGGGUACUGCGACGCCACGCACUUCGGACGUCAAACUGGGCACGCCGCGCCGCAAGCCCGUGCCGCUGGUGGAUACCAAGUUGCUGCAAGAGGCCGAGGCGGUCGAGGUGGUUGCCGACAACGCUGCGCCAGGCGCACGUGUGAGCGACGAGGUGUUCAGUGGCGGGCUCGAGCCGUCUGCUUCGUGGCGCUCGUUUUCCGAGGAAGGGUUCGGUGGGAUGAGUACGGCGUCGUCGGAGCUCUCGCUGUCCGAAUUUGAUCUCCGCCCAGUGUCGGCGACGCUUCCCUCGCGACGAAGCCAGCGCGGGCUGCAUCGCGUGCGCUCUUCGGCAUCCGGUGGAUCCCGACGGCGCACGGUGCUUCCACCCGUCGAGCUGGCACGCGCGCAGGUGCAGGCGCGGCAUACCGUCACGGCGGCUAGGAUGGUGGAGCACGAUACGGCGCUGGCGAUUGUAUGGCAGGACCAGCUGCUGGAUGCAUCGCCCUGCUGCUCGUUGCCCGCCAUGCUGUUUGUGCAGCUGAACAAGGCGACGGGCGCGGCGGUGGCAGCGGUGCAGGAUGCGAAUGAAGCUGACGUGCCGAGGUAUCCGGGCGAUACGCCGUGGCUGUUGGUGGUCGAGACGAUCAUUCCGCCAAGACCGCCUACACCGCCCGCGGUGGAGAAGACAGGCUGGCGGUUGGACGAUGCAGCUUCGACUAGCGAUCGCAGGAGCAUCUUAGCGCCCAGCAUGCGCAGUGUCAAGAUGCGUCUGCGUCGCGUCAGCACCAUCAUCGGUAACGGCGUCGCGGGCACGCGCAAGAAACACAUCGACACCGCAUAA